Molecule: messenger RNA, 1119 nt
Organism: Neltuma alba
Lineage: Eukaryota; Viridiplantae; Streptophyta; Magnoliopsida; Fabales; Fabaceae
Product: tetraspanin-3
Exons: 2
Coding region: 99-959 (286 amino acids)
Biological process (GO): auxin-activated signaling pathway
Cellular component (GO): membrane
Source: RefSeq, a predicted model, not a curated record
AAAUAAAAGUUUACAGCCUCUGCAUCCGCUUAAGAGAGUCUAGAAAAAGAUUCAAAAGGAAAAAGGGGAAGGAUUAAUAAGAAGGGUUGGCUGGGAAGAUGGGAACAAGCAACCAGUUGAUUGGUUUACUCAACUUCUUAACGUUCCUGCUGUCCAUUCCUAUACUGGGAGGAGGCAUAUGGCUGAGCAGCAGAGCAAACAACACAGACUGCCUCACCUUCCUCCAGUGGCCUCUCAUCGUCAUCGGAAUCAGCAUCAUGGUCGUCUCUCUUGCGGGUUUCGCCGGCGCCUGUUACCGCAACACCUUCCUAAUGCGCCUCUACCUGGUCGUCAUGUUCAUCGUCAUUGCAGCUCUGAUCGGCUUCAUCAUCUUCGCCUAUGCCGUGACGGAGAAGGGUUCCGGUCGGGCGGUGAUGAACCGGGCCUAUGUAGACUACUAUCUGGAGGAUCAUUCGGGUUGGUUGGAGGAGCGGGUGGCCAGUGAUACCUACUGGGGAAAGAUUAGCUCUUGCAUCAGGGACUCCAAGGUUUGCAGAAAGAUGGUGAGAACUGUUGGUGGAAUGCCUGAAACUGCUGAUAUGUUCUUCCACAGAAGGCUCACUCCUAUCCAGUCUGGUUGCUGCAAGCCUCCUACAGAGUGUGGGUACGUGUACGAGAGGGAGACGGUGUGGAACCCGGGGGUGGGGGUUGGGGCGGGAGCCAACGCAGACUGCGGCAGGUGGAGCAACGAUCAGAGUCAGUUGUGUUAUGAGUGCGACUCGUGCAAGGCUGGGGUUGUGGCCAGCCUUAAGAAGAGCUGGAGGAAGGUUUCUGUUAUCAACAUCGUCGUCAUGAUCAUCCUCGUCAUCGCUUACAUCAUCGCUUAUGCUGCUUUCAGAAACGACCGCAAGAUCGACAACGAUGAACCCGCCGGCGAAGCUCGCAUGACCAAAGUUGAACCUGCCAGGUUUCAUUUUUAGUUACUUUAAUUUGCUCUCAUCGUCUGCAUGUGUAUAUUAUGCCUUUUCCUGAUCCAUUCAGAUUUCCUGCAAGACAUAUGUUUAAUGCCUUCCUCUUUUAAUUGUACUUAUUGCUGAGAUCCACCGGUUUGAUAUAGUGCAGAAACCAUUGCAGAGACAA